GCCAGCUGCUAGCAGAGCUUACCCUGAGUGUUUUAACAGGAAAUAUUUACAGCCUAAUAGUUCAGAAAAGAUGAUUGCACUUAUUUUGUUUUCUGCCCUGCUGUGGGACAAGGCUCAAGCAUGGGGAUUCAAGGACGGAGUGCUGCAUAACUCCAUUUGGUUAGAAAGAGCUGCUGGAGUGUAUCACAGGGAGUCGCGCUCUGGGAAGUACCAGCUUACCUAUGCAGAAGCAAAAGCAGUCUGUGAAUAUGAGGGUGGACAUCUAGCCACGUAUCAGCAGCUGGAGGCGGCAAGAAAAAUAGGUUUCCAUGUGUGCGCUGCUGGCUGGAUGGCAAAGGGCAGAGUUGGUUAUCCCAUAGUAAAAGCUGGAGCCAACUGUGGCUUUGGAAAAACUGGUAUUGUUGAUUACGGGAUUCGCCUCAACAGAAGUGAGAGAUGGGAUGCCUACUGCUACAACCCAAAUGGAAAAGAGUGUGGUGGAGUCUUCACAGAUUCCAAACAUGUUUUUAAGUCACCAGGCUACCCAAAUGAGUAUGAAAAUGAUCAGAUUUGCUACUGGCAUAUUAGAGUAAAGUAUGGACAACGUAUUCAUCUACAGUUUCUUGAGUUUGAUGUUGAAGACGACACUGCUUGUAUGGCUGAUUUCUUGGAAAUCUACGAUAGCUAUGAUGAUAUCAAUGGCUUUGUGGGCAGGUUUUGUGGAGAUGAGUUGCCAGAUGAUAUCAUUAGCACAGGCAAUGUGAUGACCUUGAAGUUUUUGACAGAUGCUUCAGUGACUGCUGGUGGCUUUCAAAUUAGAUAUAUUACUAUGGACAUGCCCUCUAAGUCAAAUGAUGGAAAAAAUACAACAUCUCAAGGAAAACCAAACUUCUUAUCUGGGAAAUUUGGUAUUAUGUGAGCAGAAUAAUGAGGUGCACUCAUUAAGAAACAUGUUUUAGAACCCAAUUCAGAUAUCUGUUUCUUCAGAUUACAUUUUCUUUAUAUCUUUCUUUUGAUUUCUGCUUAAUGUAAGUUUUGUGAAGUACACUAGGAAAUAAAUUAUAAAAUAUAUGAAUAAUAGAAGACUUUUUAGAUUACAAGUACUGUAAAGAUCUGAAGAAUUCAUUGUUACCAAAGAUUUAAGAAUUAUUUUUCUAUAUAAACUAUUCUCCUCAUUUCUCGCACCAUUUGAAAAAACUUUGUGUGAGACUGUUUCUAUUAUUUUUAAAUGUAACAUGCUGUUCUCUCCUUGGUUUCCACCUAUUUAUUUUUUUAGAUGGUUGUUUUGUUUUUUCCUGUUCUCUACAUGUUAUUGUUUCUUAAAUUAACUCAUUUCCAUGAACUCAAAAGGCCUUUGGACUGAGUUUAUUUUUGAUAGACAUAAAUUCAUCUUGUGAAUGACCUAGCAGCCACCCAUGUCAUUGCCUAAAGUCAGAAGACUGGGAAGCAACACGAACAGCACAGAAUCAAUUAUAUCAUCGUCAUAAUUUUGUUGUGAGAUGAAUCAAAAACUACUCAAUUAAUUUUGCCAGGCUUUCCUCACUCAGAGGAGAGAUGUUUAAAUCAUUUCAUGACUCUGAUUUCACUUAAAGAAGAAUCAAAUGAAAGAUGUGGUAAUGUUAGUAAAACUGGUGAAAUGAAGCGUCAGAAGAAAUGUCGACUGAGUACCAGCAAAUACGUUCAUAAGAUGCUGUCAGGAUGCUGUAUGGUGUUUACACAGGUUUUUUAAAAGUCUGUACUGUUUUAAAUCGAUGAUCAUACAUCGUUCUCCAUAUGUUUUUAACUUCAGUUUAAAUUCUUCAUUCUGAAGCGGCAUUAAAGCUACCUCUGUUUUAAUCAUA
Messenger RNA from Melopsittacus undulatus (budgerigar), 1820 nucleotides. RefSeq names its product TNF alpha induced protein 6 (gene TNFAIP6). Bases 71 to 898 code for a protein of 275 amino acids. Gene Ontology annotation, biological process: cell adhesion; negative regulation of inflammatory response. The transcript is spliced from 6 exons. Gene Ontology annotation, molecular function: hyaluronic acid binding. The record is from RefSeq and is a predicted model, not a curated record. NCBI's taxonomy places the organism in Eukaryota, Metazoa, Chordata, Aves, Psittaciformes, Psittaculidae.